Messenger RNA from Diuraphis noxia (Russian wheat aphid), 531 nucleotides. RefSeq lists its product as uncharacterized. Lineage: Eukaryota; Metazoa; Arthropoda; Insecta; Hemiptera; Aphididae. The record is from RefSeq and is a predicted model, not a curated record.
AUGGCUCUGCGUAUAGCUAUGGCGUAUCGGAAGGUUUCGACACCAGCAAUAUUGGUGGUGGCAGGGACCAUCCCGGCACACCUCGUGGCUAGAGAAAGGCAGGAGAAAUACAGACAAAAAUGGGACGAGUCAGAAAAGGGAAGAUGGACGAGAAGACUCAUUAAGGAUAUAGAUAUAUGGACAAAUAGAGGUUUUGGAAAUGUAGACUUCCACUUAACCCAAAUGUUGACCGGUCAUGGAUGUUUCGGGUACUACCUGAACAAAUACAAAAUUCGUGCAAGCUCGGAAUGCGUGGACUGUCAAGCCCCUGUCGAUGAUGCGGAACACACGAUUUUCAUGUGUGAUAGAUGGUGGCGGGAGAGGAGGAGCCUCGAAGUCAAUGUAGGAAGUGAUAUCGGAGCGGAAUCAAUUGUACAAAUCAUGUUGCAGUCCAAGAGGAAUUGGCUGGCGGUGAAAACAUUCGUCGCAAAAUCCCUGGGCACAAAAGAAGAAGAAGAGAGGCAGGCGGAAAGAAGAAGAAUGCUGAAUUGA